Molecule: messenger RNA, 1616 nt
Organism: Phytophthora sojae
Lineage: Eukaryota; Oomycota; Peronosporomycetes; Peronosporales; Peronosporaceae
Exons: 1
Coding region: 1-1422 (473 amino acids)
Biological process (GO): tricarboxylic acid cycle; malate metabolic process; fumarate metabolic process
Cellular component (GO): tricarboxylic acid cycle heteromeric enzyme complex; mitochondrion
Molecular function (GO): fumarate hydratase activity
Source: RefSeq, a predicted model, not a curated record
AUGACCGUCAAGGCCGUGCGCGCCGCCAGCACCUUCCGCGUCGAGACGGACUCGAUCGGCGAGGUCAAGGUGGACGACUCCAAGUACUGGGGCGCGCAGACGCAGCGCAGCCUCGAGAACUUCCCCAUCGGCGGCGCGCGCGAGCGCAUGCCCAUGCCCGUGAUCAAGGCCUUCGGCGUGGUCAAGAAGUGCGCGGCCAAGUACAACCUCGAGAAGGGCAAGCUGGACGCCGCCGUGGCCGAGAAGAUCAUCGCCGCGGCCGACGACGUGAUCGCCGGCAAGCUGGACGACCACUUCCCGCUCGUGGUCUUCCAGACGGGCUCGGGCACCCAGUCCAACAUGAACACGAACGAGGUCAUCUCGAACCGCGCCAUUGAGCUCGCGGGCGGCGAGCUGGGCAGCAAGUCGCCCGUGCACCCGAACGACCACGUCAACAUGGGCCAGUCGUCCAACGACUCGUUCCCCACGGCCAUGCACAUCGCCGCCGUGCAGGAGAUCCACCGCGUGCUGCUGCCGGGUCUGCACAAGCUGCACGACGCCCUGGACGCCAAGGUCAAGGAGUUCGACGACAUCAUCAAGAUCGGCCGCACCCACACCCAGGACGCCACGCCGCUCACGCUCGGACAGGAGUUCUCGGGCUACCGCGAGCAGAUCGCCCUCUCCAUUGAGCGCGUGGAGCGCGUGCUGCCCAACCUGUGCAAGCUCGCGCUGGGCGGUACUGCUGUGGGCACGGGCCUCAACACGUCCAAGGGCUACGACGCCGAGAUCGCCAAGAUCAUCGCCGAGGAGACCAAGCUGCCCUUCGUCACGGCCCCCAACAAGUUCGAGGCCCUCGCUGCCCACGACGCCGUCGUGGAGGCCAGCGGCGCCAUGAACACCAUUGCCUGCUCGCUCAUGAAGAUCGCCAACGACAUCCGCUUCCUCGGCUCGGGCCCGCGCAGUGGCCUGGGUGAGCUGACGCUGCCCGCCAACGAGCCCGGCUCGUCCAUCAUGCCCGGCAAGGUGAACCCCACGCAGUGCGAGGCCAUCACGAUGGUGUGCGCGCAGGUCAUGGGCAACCACGUGGCCGUGACCGUGGGCGGCUCCAACGGCCACUUCGAGCUCAACGUGUUCAAGCCCGUGAUGAUCAGCAACCUGCUGUCCUCGAUCCGCCUGAUCGGCGACAGCUGCAGCGCCUUCACGGACAACUGCAUCGUGGGCAUCGAGGCCAACCGCGAGAAGAUCGACCAGCUCAUGAAGAACUCGCUCAUGCUCGUGACCGCGCUGAACCCGCACAUCGGCUACGACAAGGCCUCCAAGGUGGCCAAGAAGGCCCACCAGGACGGCGCCACCCUGCGCGAGACCGUCAUCGCUCUGGGCUACCUGACCGGCGAGGAGUUCGACCGCUUCGUGCGCCCCGAGGAGAUGGUGGGCCCCAACUAAGCUCCCUAUAAACUCCCUCCUCGGCUGACUGCAUAGCAGCCAGGACGCGCAGAGCGCGCUGCAAACGACGGGUCCGUCUCGCCUUCAUCUCGCCAUGUGUGUUUGACGUGGUAGCUCGACCGUUCGUCCGACCCAGUGCACUUGUGUAAGAACAGCAACAAAACAAGCAAAUAAACAACAAAACUACAGACUAC